AUGGCUACGUCUAAACUAUCUGAUUGCUUUAAAAUAAAUUUUAUUCAUCUCAAAUUUUUUGGAAUAUGGCGGGGUUACAAUACGUCCAAGUAUUACAAAUAUUAUUCGAUAUUAUUUCUCUUUAUAAAUUCAUUCACCUACAAUACUUUGCUUAUCUUAAAUUUACUAUUUACGCCACGGAAAAUAGAUCUUAUAAUUCGCGAAGUAAUUUUUUUAUUUACCGAAGUGGCGGUAGCUGGUAAAGUUUUCAUGAUACUACUUAUGCGAAAGGAAAUCUUUGAUGCUUUCAAUAUAUUAGAUUGUGAAGCUUUUAAAGGUGAAGACGAAGCUAGUAGGCAAAUUGUGGAAAGUCAUGUCUCUAAGUACAAAACUUACUGGAAAAUAUACGCCAUUAUAUCAAACUUUGCUUAUUCUUCGCAAGUAUUUCUACCGCUAUUCGUAUAUUUGAUAUUCAACACAAAAAUGGAAUUGCCGAUAUGCAAAUACUAUUUCUUAGACGAUCAUGUUAUACGAAACUAUUUUGUAUUUUGGUUCAUAUACCAGUCAGUUGGAAUGUACGGUCAUAUGCAAUAUAAUGUCAAUAUUGACACAUUAAUCGCUGGAUUUUUGAUGAUGGCAAUAGCACAGUUCGAAGCGCUAAAUAAUGGACUAAAAAAUUUAAAAGACGCUAAAAAUAAUACAAAAAAUUAUCAAUUUAGGGAUGCUGCCGAAAUUGUUAAACUAAAUCAACAUUUAAAACAUUACCAGCAGAUCCUCGACUAUUGUUCUGCAAUACAGAAUAUUAUAGGAAUAACAAUGUUCGUUCAAUUUGGGAUUGCUUCUGUAAUAAUUUGUGUAAUUUUAUGUGGAUUGCUUUUGCCGUCGUCUAUAGAAGCUAUGAUAUUUAUGGUGAGCUAUUUAUUCGCCAUGCUUUUACAAAUAUUCGUGCCAGCAUGGUUGGGGACACAGCUUAGUCAUGAAAGCCAGGAACUGGUAUUUGCAGCGUAUUGUAGCGAAUGGAUACCGAGAUCUGAGAGAUUCAAACGAAGCCUUAAUGUUCUCAUGGAACGAGCGAAACGGAACAUAAUAUUAACCGGCUGGAGGCUGUUCCCACUUUCUCUUGAUACAUUUACAUCGAUUUUAAAAAACGCAUACUCGUUUUUCACUCUCAUCAGAAACGUGCAAGCUCGAGAAAUAUAG
This is a messenger RNA of Vanessa atalanta (red admiral), 1179 nucleotides long. Its product is annotated as odorant receptor 2a-like. The record is from RefSeq and is a predicted model, not a curated record. Gene Ontology annotation, molecular function: odorant binding; olfactory receptor activity. Gene Ontology annotation, biological process: detection of chemical stimulus involved in sensory perception of smell; sensory perception of smell. The transcript is spliced from 5 exons. Lineage: Eukaryota; Metazoa; Arthropoda; Insecta; Lepidoptera; Nymphalidae. Gene Ontology annotation, cellular component: plasma membrane. Bases 1 to 1179 code for a protein of 392 amino acids.